This is a messenger RNA of Seriola dumerili (greater amberjack), 5651 nucleotides long. RefSeq names its product sterile alpha motif domain-containing protein 9-like (gene samd9l). The transcript is spliced from 4 exons. Lineage: Eukaryota; Metazoa; Chordata; Actinopteri; Carangiformes; Carangidae. Gene Ontology annotation, cellular component: cytoplasm. Gene Ontology annotation, molecular function: protein binding. Bases 264 to 4889 code for a protein of 1541 amino acids. The record is from RefSeq and is a predicted model, not a curated record.
UCGAGAGCAACAGUCUGCUCUGCGACAGCGUAUGAAAAACGCACUACAGGUGUCUCUUUCUCACAAUCCGGACCAGGAGGAGGACAAAGGCUGAUUUCUCUCAGAAUUUAUUCAAGGUCCAAGCUCAUGGAUAUGGCCUAGUGCCUAGAGAUGGAGAUCAGACCUGCUACUCAUUUGGGGCCUUAACAUUGGACUUACACAGAUUGAAGGUGAUAAGUAAACACCAAAGACGUUGUUAAUGUGACGAAAGGAGAAAGGAAAUCAUGGCUGACAAACCUGAACAGUCACCCAAGAAAUGGACAGAAUCUCAAGUAAGCACCUGGCUAAGAUCCAUUGGAGUGAAGGAGCAGUAUGUAGAAAAGCUCUGUGAGGAAGAAGUAGAUGGACAAAUCCUUCUUACGCUGGAUGAGGACUUUUUGAAGGCAAAGAUUUGCAUGAAAUCAGGGCCUGCUCAUUUGAUUAUUAAAAAGAGAGAUGAGCUGCUCAACUCCCAGCAAAAAUCACAGGAGAAGAAAAAGCCCUCCAGUGGCAAAAAAACUGAGCUGGAGCAGAAAAACAAUCAAAACUCAGUUCAGUGUCCUACAACAAGAGAAGAUCCUUCAGCACAAGUUCCUGUGAGAGAUGAAGGUGUCUUAGAGGAGAGACAAACUGCUCAGAAACAGUCCAUGUCCAAGGCAGACUGUAAACCACGACCAUUUGAUCAAGAAGGGAUUGAUCACAUAUAUGUAAAGCACACAGUCCUGCUACCUGAAUCGGGUGCUUUUAAUUUGAUCUCCCCAUGCCAUGAAUAUAAGUCUUUUGCUGUAGCUGCUGCAUUGGAUCGCACAAGACUCCAAGCUAAGUUUGCCAAAGAGGUUCUUAAAUUUGCGACUGGCUGCAUGAAUAUCAGAUCGAAUGGCACAAUACACUUUGGUGUGAUGGACAGCAAGGAGGAUGCAGGAUACGUGCAUGGUGAGGUAAUUGGCAUCCCUGUGAAAGAGAAGGACAUUUAUGUAGAUGCUUUGGACCACAUUGAAAGGAGUUUCUCCUUGGACAAGGAGCAUGUACGCCUGUGUGUGCGGCCACCAAGGUUCAUCGAAGUAAUGGAUCGAGAAAGUACAGAGAAGAUGUAUGUGGUAGAGGUUGACAUUGUACCUUUAAUCAGUAUUGUUAGGGGCAAGGUGUAUACAGUUCGUCUGCCAAACUUCAAAGAGUCAGCUAACAAAGUGGAAUUUGAGAAGGAAGUGGUUCUGCGGAGGGUGGGUUCAAAAACCGAGCCAGUGAGUGAGAAAGACCUAAGUGAUUUCUGUCAGCGAGUUAGGGAUCGGGAUGCUCAAAGAGAAGAAGCAGAGAAAAAUCAGUUCCUCUACGCUCCAGAGUUCUGCCAAGACCUCGGAAGGAAACUCACAAUGCUAACAAGUAAUGGGAAGAAAUUCAUUGAAAAGGAGAAAUGGUUCAUACUCGUGACAAACAAAUUCAAACCUGACGAUCUUUGCAACAUUGACUGGCUGCUUAACAUGAACGUUUUCUGUGUGUUUGACUUUGACCCAGAAUCAAAGAUUUCAGGUCUUUGCAGUAAAUACCUUCAGCAUCAUGCUGCAAACAUGCAUUCUCUGCAGAGCUACAGGAUAUCCAGUGACACAAGCAUCAAAGAAUUCACAAACAACUUGCAUCUCUUUGAGCAAACUAGCUGGAUCUUUUGUAAUGGCCGUUCUGAGUUCAAAGGAAAUGAAACUCCAUGUGAUGAAAUGACUUGGAUCAAGACAAAAAUGACCUUCUUGAGAGAAUGUGUGUCAUUGAUUUGUAAACAAAUCUUGCCAAAAGGGGCGUUCCAGGUCAUGUUCCUUCUCACAUCACAAGUGGAGAAACCACUCUUACACACCUUUUAUGAGUUUUUCACAGACAUGGAAGGCCAUGAAGACAUCAUCUGCAUCUGUGAAUCACAGGAAAACUUCCAGAAAUGGCAAAGCUUUGCAGAGGGAUCAUGUGGAACAGAAACCGUGAACAAUUUCAGUGUUGUUGGGAUGAAAAUGAGUCAUGUUAAUGCAACUCUGCAGACAAUACAAUCUGUAAAAGCCAGUGCCAGCAAACACUUGCCAGUCUUUGUGAAAGGCAUAUGUCUUCUUGAAACAAACAAAGAGGAACAGAUGGGUUCUCUAGAAAUUCUGACAGUCAAUCACUGUGAUGAAACAAGCGAAGACUUCAUUGAUGAGAAGAAAGCAAACAUUGAACAGCAGUUCUACUGUGGUGGGAGAGUGACCUGGUUGAAUUUCUGGCUUGGUGAGCGCAAGCAUGUUGGAGAGGUAAUUGAACGAGAUGCUUAUCAUGAUGUUUCCAAACUUCUCAAAGAUGUUUUGAAAUAUAAUCCAGAUCAGCCUCCAGUGACUAAUAUAAUCAUAUACCAUCAUCCAGGAAGUGGUGGAAGUACUGUGGCAAGACAAGUGUUGUGGAAUAACAGGAAAGAUCUAAGGUGUGCUGUUGUGAAGCCCUCAUACUCAGCUUCUGUUGUUGCGCAACAUGCAGUUGACCUAAGAGAAUAUGAAGAAAAAGAUCCACAGAGUUGUCUUCCUGUGCUGUUACUCAUUGAAGACUCAGACAAAGAAUAUCUGGAUGAUCUCAAGAAUGAACUGGAGGUUGCAAUUAACAGCAAAAGAGUCCAAUAUGGAACACUAUGUUUCAUUUUGUUGAGCUGUAGACGAUCCCAUGAUCCAGAGAGCAGAUGCAAGGAGUUUUCUUUACAGAAUGUGGCUGUCACUCACCAACUAUCUGCAGUAGAGAAGAGAAAGUUUGCUGGAAAACGAAAGGUACUUGAGAAACGAUAUGAGCCUAAAUUUAUGAUGACAUUUGUUUUGAUGACCGAAGGAUUCGAUGAGGGUUAUGUCCAACAGUUUGUGGAACAUUUGCUCCAAGAUAUUGACCAUCAUUCUGUUGUCACUCGCCUCAUUCACUAUGUAGCACUGCUGAACACUUAUGUUCAAAACUCUUUCAUCUCUCGGUCUCACUGCGAGGCUUUGCUAGAUUUAACCAUGCGCCUUGAAAGGUUUCGCCAGCAUGAGUUUGAGAGAUCACUCAGUGAUCAGGCUAAACUAGUCUUCUUGCACCUCAGAGAUGACAAGACCUACAUUGAAUCAAUCAGAAUCAUCCACCCACUCGUUGCAAAGGAAAUUCUCCACCAACUUCUUGGAAACCAACAGACCCAGAGCAGUUUGGCAAUGAAGAUGCUCUGUGAGGAUGUGCUUUUUGAGCACAGAUUUGGAAGGGAGGAAUAUCUGUCAUUCUUGAGAGCACUAUUCAUUAGGCGAUCCAGAAUAAGCAAAGGGGAUGAAUAUGAUAGUUUUUUCUCUCCUCUGAUUGAGCAUGUGUGUGGAAAUGAGAAAAGCCCAGACAACGCAAUUGAGUUACUCAAGGAAGCGUUCGAGCAUUUCCAUAAAGAUCCAUUCUUUGCACAACAACUUGCUCGUCUUCAUUAUACUUAUGAAAAGUUUGAAGAGGCAAAAAACUGGGCAGAGACAGCAGCUAAACAGCUGCCCAACCACUCAUACAUACUCGACACAAAAGGGCAGGUGUACAGAAAAUGGUUCCAAGCAAAAUGCAAAGCCAUUGAAGAUGGGAAAAUACCAAAAACAGCCCAAACUACAGCAGAUGCCGUGGAGACUGCGCUGAAAGCCAUUGAGUGUUUCAAAGAAUGUGAGAGAGCAGCUGAGGCAGAAAAAGAAAACAUGAACAGUUCAGGAUUUUUUUCUGAAGUUGAAGUUGGAUGCAGCCUGCUCAAACUGAUCUCUUCAUUGUUUGCAAACAGAACCAAUGGCCAUUUAGAAUGCGUGAAAUACCUGUCAACAGAUUACAUUCCAGAGGAAGUUCAAGAUGCUUGGGAACCAUUUCAUGGUCGUUUGAAAAAUCUUCACAAGACAUUGCAAGAUGCCUUGGAAUGGAUUUCAGAAGACCUCAGUUACUUCCAGACAGACAUCGAUGCAGAUGAAGAAGAGAUUCCUCAAAGUCCUGAAGAGAGCCUGAGCCAUCCUCUGAAAUGGUUGGCAAAAAGAUCUGCCGACUUUGGGAAGUACUUCAGUGAAGCUUAUUUGAAUGCACUAUCACAGCCUGGGCAAUCAAUCCCAACCAAUCUAACUCCUUUUCAAAAACGCAUGAUCAUCUGUCAUCUUGGUGGGGGAAAUGUAAUAUCCAUCCUCUCAAAGCUAACAGACCAGAGAAAUGCCGUACGUCUUCUAGAGAGCAUCCUUUCUCUCUACCCCAGCAAUCCAAUAAAGGCAAAAUUUGGCCAGAGGGAUAUUGUAAAUUACAUAGUGGCCCACAUUACUCUGAACUGCUUGUCACCACAGGCUCCAAAGAUUGCUUCCCUUAAAGAUCUACAGGCACUUUGUUUUCAGUUCCCAGCUGAUAAAAAGAAAUGCUUACCAAGUGCCCUGUUCUUACUUACCUUGCUAUUCUGGCCAGAGGAUAAUGACACAGACCAUGAGAAAGAAGGCAAAUAUGAAAUUGUUCAGUCAGCUGUUGAACACAUGGAAAAAAGCUACUGGGCCAAGAUCAAGGACAUUCCUCAGCGAAAGAGAAGACUUUACACCCAUUUUUUUCUGGGCAGUGGGAAUGGAUUGGAUAAAUUUGUCCACAAGAAAAAGUUUGAAAAGGUCAUAAAGGUGUUCUCAGUCUCUGAGAGACGCAUGAAGUGGUUCAGUGGUGAGGCGUGGAAAAAGCCUGACAUUGCCAUGAUGUUGAAAAGUGUCUCUGGAUGGACUGAAGAUGGAGUUGUGUACCUUGAGGGCCCUCAGAAAAAGAAGUUCAGUAUACUGCCUCUUCAUGUACCUUCAGUGCCUCAUAGUAAUGAAAAUAUCACCUUCUACCUGGGGUUCUCCUUCAGAGGCCCAGUUGCCUACAACAUUGUUGUUAGAAAAUAGUUUGUCUUUGAACAAUGGUCCUGUCACUUGCUGAAGUAUGUGCCCAGUAUCCACAACAUCGACAGGAGCAAGAAAAUAUGAUCAGUUCAAAACACACAAGCCCUCCUUUGCCAGAUUAUUAAGCAGGCAAUAUUUGUAAAAGAUGUGACUAAUAAUGUUUUAACACAUGGUGUGGUCUUUGCAUUGUUUUGUAAAAUAUGAGAUGGUUUGAUAUCUACAUUCUGUUGUACUUCAGAAUCAGAAUUUGCCACUCAAUAGAAUCUUUUAGCUCUCUGUUUAGUUCAGUGUCUAGAGCCUUGUUAUUUUUAAUUGUAUUUUCAGUUCAGAUGGACUGCGGGUCACACUUGGCAUAAAGCUUACACUCACUCUUCUGUGUUUUCCUGGAUACUAUGUAUAAAAAAAGGAAAUUAUAUGCAGCUACUUAUCAAAGAACAAAAUCAUUUUCCUUUCAAUUGUAUCAGUUUUUUUUUAUUGUGUUAAGAGCUAAAGAGAAAAAUUAUGUACAAAAAAAAUAAAUAUGUACAGUUGGAGAAGAAUUAUAUUAUAUUAUAUAUAUAUUGAUAUGCAAAAGAAAAAUGUUAAGGAAAGUACUUGUAAAGAUAUUGAAUAUGUUUUACACAAGCUAUGGAAAUCUACUAGCUUUCAACAUGAAACUGCAAAUAAAGCAAGUUGGAGUACUGCACAUAUCAUACUUUAAAUAUAUAAUGAUAACAUUUGACUAUGUAAAAUGUGUCAUUGAAUACAAUAAAACUUGACCAAAAC